This is a messenger RNA of Paramacrobiotus metropolitanus, 963 nucleotides long. Its product is annotated as ragulator complex protein LAMTOR4 homolog. The record is from RefSeq and is a predicted model, not a curated record. Gene Ontology annotation, cellular component: Ragulator complex; lysosome. The coding region runs from base 220 to 522 and encodes 100 amino acids. NCBI's taxonomy places the organism in Eukaryota, Metazoa, Tardigrada, Eutardigrada, Parachela, Macrobiotidae. Gene Ontology annotation, molecular function: guanyl-nucleotide exchange factor activity. Gene Ontology annotation, biological process: positive regulation of TOR signaling; cellular response to amino acid stimulus. The transcript has 3 exons.
GGCAGCUGGAUAAACAAUCAGUACGAGUAGCCAGAAAACAUUUUGGAAUCUCGGUACUUUACCAGAAUUCUCUUGCAGGUUGGAGAGAGUAUGUCAGCCCGAUUUGUUUGUCCUUAAAUUUGGAAACUGUUUUUGUGUAUACAUUCAUUACAUUGUAAUAUCGUUAACACUUUUCGUUGGUAUUUGUUUAGCGACCGAAUUUAAUAUUUUGUUCAAAACAUGAGCGCGCAGAUUUUGGGAAUUGAUCGGAUGACUGGAGUGACUGGCCACUUGGUUCUCAAUGAAGACGGCGCAGUUAUCAGCUCUGCGGGCGAGCUCCGAAAUAACGAAGCCUUAUCGGAUCCUGUGCUUGGUAUACUUCGAGCGAUACAGAAAGGAAAGAAUAGCCUUUGCAAGGAUGAAGAAUUUCAAAGCGUCCAAGUGUAUUCCGAUAAUGCGAUUUUCCUCGUGUUCCGGCAAGCUCAGAAAAUCUGCAUCGUGAAAAAACGAUUCGAAAUGGAACCUUUGAUUGCUCUUCAUUGAUCUUUUAAAUUUCUUGCACCCUUGUUGCUGCAGUUUUUGUGGUGAUUGGAUAGAAGACUAAUUAUCUGUACGACUAAUUAUUAAUGAAUUAUGAAGACGAAUUAUGAAUUAUUGAUGAAUUAUGAAUUAUUGUAAAGACUAAUUAUCUGUACGACUAAUUAUCUUUAUUAUUUAUUAUUAGCUCGUACUGUUGUUUAACUUGGUGCUUCAAUAACUUCAGUAAUUCGUUGAUGUGACCGUUAGGCAUACAGAUAAGUACUGUACGAGUACUUGUUUUGUGUUCUCAGCUGAAAACUUAAACCCAUUUGAUUUUCUUAUGCCAAAAUCUAAUGCUCGGCUUGUAAAAAAAGGAUAAUCUACUUUAUUCACUCGUCACUGCUGUUAAAAAAACAAACGACUCAGUCGCACUAGUCAUAAAAAACCAACAAACUAGAGGAACAA